AUGUGGGUUGUAUCUGUUGUGUUCUACACAUUGGCAUUGUUGCUUACGAUAUGGGGGAUACGGUACCAUAUUAACAUAUUCCGUUAUUCAUAUUAUACCCAAUUAUCAUUAACCCUUGCAGUAUUCAUGCCCUUAUCUAUUAUAUUUCUUCUACCGGCGGAUUACGUUGCACAUAAUACUUCCAAGGAGCUGUUGUGGUUUUCCUUACCGGAUGAUAUUGUAUUGUAUUUAUGGAAAUCAAAUUAUUGGAUAACUUUUAUACUAACUUGGUUGAUUAUACCAAUAAUUCAAGAAUUCUAUAAAUCUGGAUGUUAUAAUAAAUUUGAUAAGUUGAGAGAUGCUUUCAAGAGAAAUUUGAAAUUUCAAUUGGCGAUAUUAGCGGUAUCUAUAAUUGGGGUUCUAUAUCUUUUAUUUGAGGCUGGUUUAUCAUUUAAUCAUAUAAAGUUAAUGAUUAUUGCCUUGUCUCACAUAUACGCGUUAGUUUUGGCUUUAUGGUUGAUGGCUCAUGGUUUAAUUAGCAUUCCAAGAAACUAUUGGCUUGCUGGGAAUCAUGUGAACCAUUUGAAUCAUCUUUAUUUAAAAGUACCUAAUUCGGUUGAUAAUUUGGAAGAUACUAAAAUAUCAUUCAAGGAAGAAGUUUUACAAGUUUUAGUAAUAACUAAGAAUUUCACUAGCUCAUCUCCUGAAGAUUUCAAAUUUAGGGAUUGGAUAUUAGAUCUUUACGGGAAAAUACCCGAUGACUUCAAAGAACAAAUGGAACGCCAAUAUUUAGAAAAUUCUCAUAAUUCAAUUACAAGAGAUCAGUUGACUUUUUCUUUCAUGACAAAGUUAACUGCAAACUUCAACCUGAAUCUAUAUAAGUUGAUUGCGUAUGAGUCGGAAUUUCAAACUUUGGUCACUAACAUUACCCAGUUGGAAGAUAUUAUUGCUGCAAAAUCAAAUACUGAUAUACAACAACGUAAUAAAUUGAGUUACAGAAUUGUUACAUCCUCAUCGUCAUUAAUUAAUGAUAAAACACGUUAUACUGUGCAAGUCUAUAUAACUCCGGUUUUCUCAAGACUAUUUUCACUCGUGCUAUUUACGGCCUCGAUCAUAAUAAUCCAAUCAGAAUUUUUCCACUCAACCCAUCUAUCAUUAAUCAAUGCUUUAAUUUAUUCCACCGGCCUCCAUAAGAAUGUUUCCUUACAGUUCAUCAUUUCAGCAGUCUCACUCUCUUAUAUGCUAUUUGCGUCUUUGGAUUCACUAACCCAUUUAAAAAUUUUUAACAUGUAUCAUUUGGUUCGUCACCGUAGUGACAUAGUAUCAGCUUGUUUUUACACUACAUAUAUUGCAAGAUUAACCAUUCCAUUAUCAUAUAACUUCAUAACCUUAUUUUUUUCCCGUGAAUCCAUAUUUGAACAAUGGUUUGGUAAGUCAAUUCAUCUUACUGGGUUAUUUAAUUUAAUGAAUAAUUGGAUUCCCAGGUUUGCAUUCAUUCCAGUAGUUUUAACCAUCUUCAAUGUUUAUGAUAAAUUGAAAAAAAGAUUAGGAUUUAACUCUGAUUUAUACGAUUCCUGGGCAUUAUUCGACGUUGACGACGGCGAAAACAAUACCAAUAUAAAUGAGAGUGAUUCAAGUGUUAGAAACAAGAGAAAAGAUUUAAUCAUUGUCGAAGCUAAAAGAAUCAUAAACCGUGAAAUGUUCAGACGCCAGAACGAUCAAAGCUCCGAUAACCUUAGGUCUUUCAACUUGACAAAUGCUGCAAAUACUAACUACGAGAGUAACCGUCGUGAUUUCCACACCAAUUUGGUCUCCUCUACCAGAUCAAGAAUCGAUACAGAAUACCAUGAUGAUGCUGACGACGACGAUACACCAGCCAAUGAAAAUUUCUUCAGUCUAGACACUCCAAAUACUAAAAAUGUCUGGAAUUCUAUCGGUGGUGCCUUUUCUGGUUUUAGAAAUCAAGUCUCAACUAGGUUUUCUGGCUUUCAGGGUUCGAACAAUCCCACCGGUUACAGAGAUGAUCCUGCUGACGAUGAUGAUGAAGCUCAAGAGCGAUUAGUUUUGUAG
Messenger RNA from Hyphopichia burtonii NRRL Y-1933, 2049 nucleotides. RefSeq names its product LMBR1 domain-containing protein. The record is from RefSeq and is a predicted model, not a curated record. Gene Ontology annotation, cellular component: membrane. The transcript has a single exon. NCBI's taxonomy places the organism in Eukaryota, Fungi, Ascomycota, Pichiomycetes, Serinales, Debaryomycetaceae. The coding region runs from base 1 to 2049 and encodes 682 amino acids.